GCUCUCCAGUGCGCUGGGUUUGAGCGACCGGAUAUUGCUCUGCCGUUGCUCUCAGUUUCAAAAUGCUGAGGGGGCCUUAGGACCCGCAAGUGCCGCCCCUCCCCCUGGCCCGGAGAGGGAGCGACCCAUGGAGCCGUAAGUUUUACUAACCAGAUGCAAUAUCUACACUGCCAAAAUGACAUCACAUCCCACCUCUGCCCAGUGUUCAACAUCUGACAGUGCUUGCAAGAUCUCUUCAGAACGAAUCAGUCAGGUACGACCAAAAUCGCCGCUUUUGAAGAUUUUGCAGACAGCAGGUGCACAAGGUGAAAUAUUCACCAUGAAAGAGGUAAUGCACUAUCUAGGCCAGUAUAUAAUGGUGAAGCAGCUUUAUGAUCAACAGGAGCAACAUAUGGUAUAUUGUGGUGGAGAUCUUUUGGGAGAACUACUAGGAUGUCAGAGCUUUUCCGUGAAAGACCCAAGCCCUCUCUAUGAUAUGCUAAGAAAGAAUCUUGUCACAUUAGCCACUGUUAAUACAGAUGCUGCUCAGACUCUCGCUCUCGCACAGGAUCACAGUAUGGAUGUUCCAAGUCAAGACCAACUGAAGCACAGUGCAGUGGAAAGCUCCAGUUCCAGAAAAAGAACGGAAGAAGAUGAGAUUCCUACACUGCCUACCUCACAACGUAAACGCAGAAAUUCUAAUGGAAAUGAAGACUUGAUAGAAAAUUUAACUCAAGAUGAGACAUCUAGGCUGGACCUUGAUUUUGAGGAGUGGGAUGUUGCCGGCCUGCCUUGGUGGUUUUUAGGGAACUUGAGAAACAACUAUAGACCUAGAAGUAAUGGCUCAACUGAUUUACAGACAAAUCAGGAUGUAGGUACUGCCAUUGUUUCAGACACUACAGAUGAUUUGUGGUUUUUAAAUGAGUCAGUAUCAGAGCAAUUAGGUGUUGGGAUCAAAGUUGAAGCUGCUGAUUGUGGACAAGCAAGUGGAAAAAUAGGGAAAGCAAGUGACAAAAAGGUGAUUGAAGCAGGAAAAGAUGAUGAGCUUGAGGACUCAAAGUCCUUGAGUGAUGAUACUGAUGUGGAAGUUACCUCUGAGGAUGAGUGGCAAUGUACUGAGUGCAAGAAGUUUAACUCUCCAAGCAAGAGGUACUGUUUUCGUUGCUGGGCCUUGAGGAAGGAUUGGUAUUCGGAUUGUUCUAAAUUAACACAUUCUCUCUCCACAUCUGAUAUCACUGCCAUACCUGAAAAGAAGGAAAAUGAAGGAAUUGAUGUUCCAGAUUGUCGGAGAACCAUUUCAGCUCCAGUUGUUAGACCUAAAGAUGUAUAUAUAAAGGAAGAAAAUUCCAAACUCUUUAACCCUUGCAACUCAGUGGAAUUCUUGGAUUUGGCUCACAGUUCUGAAAGUCAAGAGACAAUCUCAAGCUUGCGAGAACAAUCAGAUAUCCUUUCUGAGCAGAAAACAGAUACAGAAAAUAUGGAGGAUUGUCAGAAUAUCUUGAAGCCAUGUAGCUUAUGUGAGAAAAGACCUCGAGAUGGGAACAUUAUUCAUGGGAGGACGAGCCAUCUUACUACCUGUUUUCACUGUGCCAGAAGACUAAAGAAGGCUGGGGCUUCGUGUCCUACUUGUAAGAAAGAGAUUCAGUUGGUUAUUAAAGUGUUUAUAGCAUAACUUAAUAAUUUGAGAGAAAUAUUAGAAAGACCAGGUAACUUAUAAAAAAUCAGUGUUCUUGGAGGCAGAGGCAGACAGAUCACCAAUUUUGAGGCCAGUCUAGGGUGUUAAAAAAAAAAAAAAAAAAAUCUGUGUAGCUGGGCAUGGUGGUACAUGCCUUUAGUCCCAGAACUCAGGAAGCAGGUGAAUGAAUCUCUGUGAGUUCUGGAUUACAUAGUAUUGACCAUCUUUUCUAAGUGUGACCCCAUUGCAUGUGUUUAUUUUUGUAAGCAUAUAUGGAAUUUGAGAACAUCUUAGAAGGUUGAUUUGGGGAUUUCAUUAACAUGAAAAGAUAAGAAAAUCAAUUCCUUCAAAAGUUGAAAUCUGAGAGGGAACAGCUAACAGAAACAUAAAACAUUCACUUACCAAAUUAUUGCAAAAUUAAUUUUUUAGUUAAUUUUAUUCUCUACCCCUGGUGUUCAGUAAUAUUCUUGAGGCGUUAAACUCUAAGGUAGUUAUUAGGAAAAUGCUAGGGCCAACACUGGGAAAACAGACACCUGAUUAGUCAAACUGUGACUUGCUGUUUAAUUAGUUUAUGUUGAAGUCAUUCUG
Molecule: messenger RNA, 2242 nt
Organism: Nannospalax galili (Upper Galilee mountains blind mole rat)
Lineage: Eukaryota; Metazoa; Chordata; Mammalia; Rodentia; Spalacidae
Gene: Mdm4
Product: MDM4 regulator of p53
Exons: 11
Coding region: 176-1651 (491 amino acids)
Biological process (GO): negative regulation of apoptotic process; protein ubiquitination; regulation of cell cycle
Cellular component (GO): nucleus
Molecular function (GO): ubiquitin-protein transferase activity
Source: RefSeq, a predicted model, not a curated record